AUGGGCGUCGGGUAUGAUCGCCUAGACCGAGUCGCGCUGGCGAAGAAGAGAGUCACAGUGUGCAACGUGCCAGACUACGGCACAGCCGAAAUAGCAGACCACGCACUGUCUCUCGCGCUCUCUCUGCGGCGGGGGGUCCUCUUGCACCAUGACCGCCAGCGCCAACCCUACGUCUACCCGUGGAUGUACAUCGACACUCCACUCGUCUCGCGCAUCCAACAGGCUACAUUCGGCAUCUUGGGGCUUGGGAGAAUCGGGACCGCCGCGUGUCUCCGCGCAAAGGCAUUUGGCUGGAACGUCCUGUUCUACGACCCGUACCUGCCCAACGGCGUCGACAAGGCCCUGGGCAUCGAGCGCACAAAGGACAUCACCGAGCUGUUUCGCAGGAGCACAAACCUCAGCAUCCACUGUGCGUGCACGCGUGAGACACGCGGCAUGAUCGGCUGGGACCUGGUCAAGCUGAUGCCGCGCGGCUCCGUGCUCGUGAACACGGCGCGCGGCGAGGUGCUGCAGCUCGACGCCGUGGAGCGCGCACUGAGGGAAGGCAUCCUCGCCGGCGCGGGCCUCGACGUCCUCCCCGAGGAACCCAUCCCCGAGCACAAUGUCCACCCACUCAUAAAAGCGUACCGCGAAAAGGAAGAAUGGCUGCUCGGCAGGAUGGUCCUCACCUGCCACACGGCAUUCUACAGCCCACAGAGUUUCGUCGACAUUCGGGUCAAGAGCGCGCAGACGAUGAGGGAGGUCUUGAUUGAUGGGUUGCAGAGUAAUGUUAUUACACCGGAUAUGCUGUAG
Messenger RNA from Cladophialophora psammophila CBS 110553, 792 nucleotides. RefSeq lists its product as uncharacterized. The transcript is spliced from 2 exons. The record is from RefSeq and is a predicted model, not a curated record. The coding region runs from base 1 to 792 and encodes 263 amino acids. Gene Ontology annotation, molecular function: oxidoreductase activity, acting on the CH-OH group of donors, NAD or NADP as acceptor; NAD binding. Lineage: Eukaryota; Fungi; Ascomycota; Eurotiomycetes; Chaetothyriales; Herpotrichiellaceae.